AUGCUGGGAGAUGCCACCCCGGAGAUAGAGCUGGCGGUAGCAUGGACAGAAAGAUACAUAGAGAAGAGAUUGACCAAACGGGCCUUACACUGGUGGCGGCUCGAUGUAGCGAGAGCCUUUUCUGAUAAGGCUAGAGUAAACAGGGUCCAUGCGGAAUGCGAUACCUUACAAGGCAUGAUCCAGAUCAUGACUAGGCCUUACUGGUUUCGAAUGUGGACAUACCAAGAAUAUCUGCUGCCCAUGAAUACGCCACUUGCUGUCUGCGGAAGUCUGACGUUCAAAGUGUCGACAAUGCUAGCAGAUCCUGCCAAAGACUCGAUAAUGAAGCGCAUGGACCCCAGAAUAUCGUGCGAUGAUAACAUACCGUCAGACGAGGUGACAAGUUUGAAGUGGGUGUGGGAUGCGGCCAGCGAAGCAUUCAGCGAAAUCUGCACCUACGAAGAAGUCUCCUCCCCUAGACAAAAUAGGGGGUUCGAAAAGAAGGAAACCCCGGGGCAUCAUUUCAGGAAAACAUAUCAUCGGAAAUGUCAGAAUCCAAAGGACAGAAUUUACGCCCUUUAUGGUGUCAUCCCGGACCUCCAGAGGGCUUUCCCUCCAGAUUAUAAUAAAACAUAUGAGCAAAUUGCGCUGGAAACGACGAUUUGGAUGAUCAGUCAGGAGGACUGCCUGCUUUUCACAUUAGUUCCUUUUGCUGCACACAAUGCAUGGAAUACUCAACUCCCUUCCUGGGUGCCUGAUUAUCGCCAAGGCCCCGCACAAUUCAUAACGUCUUACCGGAAAGUCCCUCUAAUAGAUGCAGUGCAAGAGCUUCGCGGGUAUACAAAACUUGGGACAUCUCUUAAUGGGUCAGACCAUAUGGCAGUCAAAGUAUCUGACAAUGGUUCAAUUUUACACCUCCGUGCUCAGCGAUUCGGUAAAUGCAAGGCCGUGCUGCAAUUUUCAACGGAUCCACGCACGGUUGCAAGUCAGCUUAUUUGGGUCUUUUAA
Aspergillus tubingensis is the source of this 987-nucleotide messenger RNA. RefSeq names its product HET-domain-containing protein. The transcript has a single exon. Lineage: Eukaryota; Fungi; Ascomycota; Eurotiomycetes; Eurotiales; Aspergillaceae. The record is from RefSeq and is a predicted model, not a curated record. Bases 1 to 987 code for a protein of 328 amino acids.